Molecule: messenger RNA, 1734 nt
Organism: Gaeumannomyces tritici R3-111a-1
Lineage: Eukaryota; Fungi; Ascomycota; Sordariomycetes; Magnaporthales; Magnaporthaceae
Exons: 2
Coding region: 161-1234 (357 amino acids)
Molecular function (GO): oxidoreductase activity, acting on the CH-CH group of donors, NAD or NADP as acceptor
Source: RefSeq, a predicted model, not a curated record
GGAGGGGGGGGGGGGGGUCCGAGGUCCAUGCCCCCCGGCCCUCCUCGUAUAUAGUUCUCGGCUGGUUCUUCCUCAUAAUCGAGAACCCCCAGCAUCAAGAACCCCCAUCAUCAAGAAUCCCCAUCAUUCUCAGAACCGCCUUACCCUCGCGCCAAUCGCAAUGCCGAGACCAACAACGACCAGGCAGUGGGUGCUGGCCAACAAGCCAGAUGGCCUUCCCAUUCUCGGGGACGGGCCCGACGCCACCUGGCGGCUGCAGGAAAUGCCUCUGAGGCCGCUGAAAGAAGGCGAAGUUCUCGGCCGUGUGCGAUACAUAUCCAAUGAUACGGGCUUGCGCGGCUUCAUAUCCACAAGCGUCGCGCCCGAGAGAUACUACGUGCCUCUUGUCGAAGUUGGCCAAGCCAUGCGCGCCGGUGUCAUCACCGAGGUCCUCGAAUCCAAGAGCGAUCGUUUCAAGCCCGGCGACAUGCUGAUGGACUACCACCUCGGCUGCUGGGGCGAGCACGUCAUUCUUGACGUGACCAAAUCUCAACCGCUUCUAUCGCCUGUGCCCGAAGGCGUUUCGCUCACGAACUACGUGGGGGCGCUAGGAGCUUCAGGUUUAACUGCCUUCACUGGUUUGAAACAUGUUGGCCAGCUCAAGCCGGGCCAGACGGUGGUGGUAUCUGCCGCCGCGGGUGCCACGGGCUCGAUGGUGGUGCAGAUCGCGCGCAAGAUCCUCGGGGCCGGGCGCGUCAUCGGCAUCGCUGGCACAGACGAGAAGUGCCAGUUUGUCAAGAACGAGCUGGGGGCCGACGAGUGCCUCAACUACAGGAGUCCCACCUUCGAGCAGGACCUCAAGGCCGCGACGCCGGACGAGGUGGAUCUGUAUUUUGACAACGUCGGAGGUCACAUACUGGACGUGAUGCUGACGCGAGUGAAGAAGUUUGGACGAAUCGCCGUCUGCGGCCUUGUGUCGACCUACAACUCCGCUGCCGACGAGCCGAUGACAUUACGGAACAUGUUUGAAGUUGUUUCGUGCGGUCUCACCAUCCAGGGCUUUAUCAUGCUGGACUACAUCGACAAGGUGCCCCAGAUGAUGGCGGACUUGGUGGAGGGCGUUCAGAAAGGACUGAUCUCCCUGAAACAUUCGGAGCAGGUCGUCGAGGCCAGUAUCGAAAAGCAGCCCGAGAUAUUCAUGAGCCUGUUCAAGGGCGCAAACAAGGGCAAACUGGUCACUAGCCUGCAGACUUAGGCCACAGGUUUAAUGGUGGUUAUGUACGGAAUAGAAAGAAAAUGCGCAAGCCCGACUAAAGAUAAAAAAGGUGCCACCCCCUGUCGAGAGUGGUUGCGAUUUAGUACCACGAUUUAGUACUACCCCCUAUUGGAGGUGGUUACGCGUUUCGUCUUGCCGACCCCGCGAGGGUUAAGCCGCAUAGGCGGGACCGACAAGCCGAAACGAUCUUUUUUAUUUCAACUCGUUUUACGACUUCUUUGGCCUGCCUUGAAGCUGGUUGCCGAAAUUGAGAUCAAGAGGGACACCCGUCAUCGUGCCAAGGGGAUCGGGAAAGAUACGGUGCACAACGGCCUCUGAAUUGUAGGAGUUAUGAUCUCCAGGAUCGUUGGGAUCCUCCCUCUGAAAUCUAGGCCAACUCUAGGUAGGAGUUCUUGGAACCAUUCAACCUUCCCCUUCGGAGAGAUCUUCUCGGCCUUGUCCAAGUACUCCCUCUGCUUGUUUAGGAUCCAUCUGAGAAC